ACGUGCCCCGCCGCAUUCACCAUUUCUACAACGACGACUAAACACGACUGAGAAACAUGGAGAGAUUACAUGCGAACAUUUGACGAGGGAGAUCGGAAGAAAAUGUCACUGACCUGCCCGAAAAUGAAGCGACAUAAUAGUGGCGCGUAUCUGUCACCGACUAGUACACGAAAUCUGUUGGUUUUCGACGAGGAAUACCAGAAUACGUGAGGAUUAUUUUUGUCUGACAAACCCGCCACAGUCCAGGUCGAAGAGGGGGAAAGAAGUUCAAGACAUGGCUUCGACUGUAGCUACCGAUAAGGUUUCUGAGGGGACGGCGGUGGAGAGGUUCGGUAUCGGAGGGAUGGCGCUUCUUCCCUGGACUAAACAGAUUCUGACCGUGGUGUGGGAACAGCUUCGACUGCUGCUUCAGGUCAUCUACUACACGUUCCUGUCAGUUUUCCAGAUGUUCAGGUUCGAAGUCCACGUGAGAAUCACGGAUGAGACGGGGCAGCACAUCCAGCACAUGACCUCGGCAGCGAAUCCGUCCGAAUCCUUUCUUUUCUCAUCUUUGUUUGACGGAGAGAACGGAGUCAUGGUUGGUGGUUCAAAUCCCCUCUCUGAUUUCUGUGCCGACGUUGGCGACACCUUCACCGGGAAAUCCACUGCUGAGGCCCUGCUGUCCAGUCUGCGAGCUGACGACCUCUGCUGCGGGCUGGUGGACGACUUUGUGUCCAGAACAGCUGGGAAAGAAGAGGGCAUCUUUCUCGGACACCAGUCCACCUGGAAAAUGGGCUUCCCCGGUGACUGGAACAUCUUUGUGUCAAGCAGCGACGGCUCCAGUUUAGGUGAGGCCUGUGGUAACGGUGCUGAGAAAAUCUUCCAACAGGAUAUUACAAAAGGGAAUCAUUUCAAACACGACACAUCGGAGGAGGAAAGAAGCUGGAGUACCUGGAGUAGCGAGGAAGACCAGAGUAUAGUAGAAUUCGACAGUGAGGAAAGCAAGGCGCUGUGGGAAUCUCUAUCGAAAUCGAGUGAUCCCUACAACCCCUUCUUUUUCUCCGCAUGUACUUCGACAAACGCAGGCAUGUGUAAAAGUAAAAGUGAAGCAAGGGACAGCAGCGAUACUGAUGUGAUGUCAGUGAGUAAGUCCAGCGAGGAGAGGCUGGGGCCACAGGGCCUCAGUAACUUGGUCAGUCGUUCCGACAGUGAAAUCAGCUGGUCCAGCUCAGAUGGUUCAAGUCCUGACAUUGACAAAGAGGAGAAUGAGAGACUUUGGGACUUUUUCAGCAGUCCUGCUGACCCCUAUAGUCCUCUGUGCUUUACUGCAUGCACAAUCAGCACCAUAUCCAAAACCACCACCACCACCACAGUCUCUAAAGUACAGGCCUCACUUCCCACACCAUCCCCCAAGCCAGAUACAGACGAGAAGGAGAUCAGCUUUCCUUCUUCAUCUGAGGAUGAUGAAGAAGAGCAGAUCUGGAAGUCUCUCUGUCAGCACGAUGACCCGUAUCACCCUCUCAACUUUCGAGCCUGCCUCCAGAGCAACCCAACGACAGAGUCCCAGUCUGAGAAAAAAGCUCCUCUUAAAGUCCACCACUCCAAAAACCCACCUAUGAAGCUCAAGAAAUGUGAAAAAGACGCAGAUAAAUGCAGAAAAUCCAGACCCACCAUGCCGCCUUUGCCAGAGAGAACAUUAAAGUGUCAACCCCUUCCAGACAAAACACUGGUGCCUUGGAAAAGACCAGCACAUAAAGCUCAGUCACAACCACAGGAGAGCAAGCAAAGCAAGGCCAGCAGAACUUUGAAGAAGGUGCAAUUUUCUCCUGUCGUCCAAGUCCACGUGAUGCGGACGUGGCUGUUCGCCCGUCAGACAUCGCGUAAAGGACACUGGGAGGUGAUGGCACGAGACCGGGACCGCUUUCGAAGGCGAGUCUGGGAGGCCGAGAAGAUCAUUGGCCACUGCUUCACUCGUACCCACAGAGAGAAGAUGCGGGCAUACCUGGACACUGCCUUGGAAAGGACGAGUCCCGAACACUGAAUGUUUUAUUUCCUUUUUUGGAUAAGAACUUGUGAUUGGUUGCAAUGCAACAGUGAUUUUGAUUUAGGCCGUUUAGAAAAUUUGAUGUUAGGCCAACUUUUAAUGUUUGGUGUCAUGUUAAACAACUUUGUACCUCAACAGGUUUUAUACAUCGUGUGCACUGGCUGACACUUUUCUCAUUGUAAACUCAGCGUUAACGUGUGUAAUAUUGUUGUUUUGUAUGCCUUAUAUACUGACCUAGUAAUGUAACUUAUGUAUUUAUGCCCUAUGGAGCUUGUCAGUUAUUUUUUACAACUCAAAUGUUUGUAUGUGUAUUUUGUUUAAUGUCUAGAUUUAGAUGAUUGUAAUAUCUUUAAAAGCAGAGCUUUACUGUAUAAAGUGUUUUUAUUUAAGCAUGAUAAUGGAUAUGUAGGUGUUUUGGUGCAAUUCUUGUUAUUCCUAUAUUUUACUUCAUGUCCUGUAUUUUGAUACACGAUGGCAGAUAAUAGUGGCCUUUUAGCACUGAGAUCGGGGACGGUCGUCUUGCAAAGACUCAAGCACUCGGUCCCGCGUGACUCACUCAGCUUGUCACAUUAACAUCGUACAGCUGGAAAAAAAAAUUGUUAAUAGUAAAACUAUUUCAGUAGGUGCUUUGUCAAAUAAAAAAAACAUGAUUACAUUGUA
This is a messenger RNA of Solea senegalensis (Senegalese sole), 2683 nucleotides long. RefSeq names its product protein phosphatase 1, regulatory subunit 15B. Gene Ontology annotation, biological process: response to endoplasmic reticulum stress. Gene Ontology annotation, molecular function: protein phosphatase regulator activity. Lineage: Eukaryota; Metazoa; Chordata; Actinopteri; Pleuronectiformes; Soleidae. The transcript is spliced from 3 exons. Bases 275 to 2020 code for a protein of 581 amino acids. Gene Ontology annotation, cellular component: endoplasmic reticulum; protein phosphatase type 1 complex. The record is from RefSeq and is a predicted model, not a curated record.